Notolabrus celidotus (New Zealand spotty) is the source of this 5820-nucleotide messenger RNA. It is a transcript of the gene nrip2, whose product is annotated as nuclear receptor interacting protein 2. Lineage: Eukaryota; Metazoa; Chordata; Actinopteri; Labriformes; Labridae. The transcript has 6 exons. Gene Ontology annotation, molecular function: aspartic-type endopeptidase activity. Bases 1113 to 1934 code for a protein of 273 amino acids. The record is from RefSeq and is a predicted model, not a curated record. Gene Ontology annotation, biological process: proteolysis.
ACAAGGACUCAUUCCUUCAUGAUAACAUCACACAUUACUGAAAAAUCUUCUAUUUCAGAUCUUACUUUCAUAUAACUGUGAGAUUUCUAAAAAAGACCAAACUUCAAAAUCAUCUCUUCACUGCCUGACAUGAAGGCGACUCCACCUGAGGGCUGACACAUGAAGGCUGUGCUGACCGUGUCAUCACUCGGAGGUCAUGAACGCUGAUGGAUGAGGUAUUUUUAGCUUUUGUUGGUGCACACAGACGGAGGAUAAAGGAUGGAAAUUGGGUUCUCUAAUUUACGGCGGUCCACAGCAGAGGCAGAGAAAAAUCAAUGGUCUCCAUCAGAGGUCCAGAUUGAUCUCCUGAGUGCGGGGUCACACCGGUGUGAUCUCCCUCACACCUCCACAAAGGACUCAGGCGAGAUGUGGACUGACUUUUCAGGUGAUUUCAUGCUGAGAAUUUGGUGUUCUGCAGCUAACUGCAGAGUGAAUAAUUGCAGAGUAAAGACUUCUCCUUAUGUUUGAGUCAAGUGAGAAAAUGUGGUCUGUACCCGGAGGUGAGCAUGCGUCUGUGACAAGUGUGUGACGGAAAAGAGGAGGGUUUAGAGAAGAGAGAGAGAGAGGGAGAGAGAAUAGACUCAUGACAGCAGAGAUAGAGUGUAACACACACACACACACACACACACACACACAGAGAGAGAGAGAGAGAGAGAGAGAGAACCAAGGACAGACAGCACUGAGGGGAGGGGAAAACACACUCACACUCUUCGUCACACCUUCCCCACAGCCUCACACAGCUUCUGAGAGAGAGCCAGAGCACAUCUUGACUCUGUGUGGAAGAUGCAUGUCUACAUCAGAGGAGCAUCCAGGACAGGAGACUAAUACAUGCCAAGGACUACAACGACCAGAGAGAGCAGAGUGAGGCCAGAGGGAAGGACAGCAGCAUCCAGAGAGGGCACAGCAGAGAGGAAGAGGAGGAGGCAGCAGUCGUUGGUGCCUUUUAAAGGAUCUCAGCUACAAUCUUUAAAAUCUGCCUCCAGGGUUUCUCCUCGGUCUCCUCGGUCUCCUGCUGCUCGCCGUGAGGUCACAGUCUCCUGCUGCACGGACUUCUUCUUCUCAGACCCAGCACCAUGAGCGAGGCGAAGAAAGGUGAGCUCGCCAUCCGGGAUAAAGCCAUCCUGCACCAGCAGAGGCGUCUCAAGCAGGCCACGCAGUUCACGCACAAGGACUCUGCUGACCUCCUGCCCCUGGACGGGCUCAAGAGGCUGGGCACGUCCAAAGACCUGCAACCUCACAGCAUCGUCCAGCGCCGCCUUCUGGAGGGAAACAUCACACGUCUGCGAGGGGAGGCCAAAGACGCCGGCAACAGAGUCCGCUCCCCGCUGGCCGACAACAAGGACGGGCCCGCCGAUGCCGAGGAGAGGAGCGAGAGCACAGCGGACGACUCCACGGAGGAGAGGGAGUCUUUGGAAGAGAGCGAGAGGAGCUUAAGGUCGGACGAGGAGGACGACAGCAGUGAGGCCGGAGCCAGGCCGAAGACGGAGGGCACGGAGAGCUCGACCCUCCUCACCGCUCUGGUGGUUCAAUGCAAGUGCUGUGAGACUGAAGUCAAGGCAUCCAUCAACACCGGCAGCCAACACAACCACAUCUCCACCUCCUGCUGCCAGAGGCUGGGCUUGGUGCCCGGUGAGGACAGCUCGCCGUGCGGUGUGAGCGGCUCAGUGACAGGUCUGCAGCUGCAGCUGGGCCGACAGAGAGUCCAGUGUUCAGCUUACGUCAAAGAGGAUGAGAUGUUCGAGCUGUGCCUCGGUCUUCAGACUCUGCUGGAACUCAAAUGCUGCCUGGAUCUGAGCAGUCGGGUCCUGAAGCUGCAGGGCUGUGGCGAGGAGCUGCCCUUCCUGAACCCUCCACCAGACAGCCAGUGCCAACAUGACACUAACAAGAACCUGUGAGCCCGACACCACGGAGGCGACCAAUUUUCUCUAAUCUCAACCGGUUGCAGCAACGAGGCGGGAUGCUGUUAGUGUCUGGACUGUCUGACCACAGUGUCUCACACUGCCAGAACACGGAGGAGCAAUCGCCGCUGUUGUCGUUGAGUUUACAUCAUCGUGUUUGUGGAAUCGAGACAUUCACUAUGAUUAUCUCUUUUAUUGAAUUAGUCUUGUUAUCAGAGCGGAUGAAGCCCGUUAUGAGCCGAUCAGGUCUCUGUGAGUUUCGUCAUUCUUUAUGAUUAUACUGUAUAUCCAAUCCAGUUUCUCAGUUGAUUGUUUCGUUGAUGGUCUCGAAAAGGGAAAAAACAAUCAGUUAGAUUUUUGUGAACAUUUUGUAAAUUGGCUGUAAAAUUACUUUAAAUUAUCAAGUAAAUGAAACGUGUUAUUCUAAAUCUUAUCAGUUUAGAUGGUUUUAAAAGAAAUAGUUUUAUACUUUGAUGAAAUUUUAAGAGACGUCCUGCUAAUGUGUUAUAAUGAACAUGAAGCCACGGUCACUUAGCCCUGCAAAGAGGCUGAAGCAGGGGAAACAGGUAGCCUGGUUCUGUCCACAGGUAGCUAAAUCCAUCUAUGACCACUCCUAGAGCUCACAAGUAAAUCUGCCUUAACUUUCUUUACACAGAUCUAUGAAACCACCACUCAUGAUUUCAUUGUGUUCAUUUUAGCUUAUUAAAGAGGUAGUUUUCUUAUUUGACAGAUAAAUAUUCAGUUAAAAUGUUGGAUGUCUCCACUAAACGUGGGCAAAGUGUCAAAUUGUGAGGUAAACGUGUGUUGGAGUAAUCACCAGAUGAGACUGCAGGCUGCUCUGAGACGCUAGUUAAAAAACUGAAAGUGAGAUUUGCAUGAGACACAAUUUGUUCAAUUUGUGACAUCACUAGUUGGUGAAUCUCCUUAAAAGGGCAUUAAAAACCCACCCAACUGCUCUUUCCUUAAUUGCUGUUGAAACUUUCCAGGUCAGAUUUGGGGUCCGAACACACGGCCUUAUUCUUUAGUUUGUCAUUUCAAAUAGAGAAACACGACUUUGUUGCAUGGCAGCAGUAGAGGAGGCUUCCGGAAUGCUUAGUUCCAGAGUGUCUUAAAGAGACAGUAGCUCAAAUAAAGCAUUUCAAACAGAGGCUAAAAUUAGGGUUUGAAAGACACCAGCCUGAGAGAAGUAGAGAAUUGUUUGAUCUGUAAACGAUGUGAAGCUACUACAGAGCUAUCAGAAGGACAAUGUAAAGAAAUCAAAAUUAGCAUAAUACCCAGAACUCUUUAAAUAAAAGAAGAUUCUUCUUCAGAGAACUGAGCGAUUAUUCAGGUCUGCUCUGAAUUUGUAUAACACCUCUGGGAAUGCGGACGCUGUUUUAUUCAUAACUUCAGCUCUACUUUAUUUCUUCAGUAAGCCCAGAUAUUUUUCUUCUUGCUAACUUUUUAAAGAAAUGGAGCAACUUCUAUAUUCAUCCAAUAACUGUUCUACUUUUUAUUGAGUUGAGCUGAAGAAAUAAUAAAUCACUCUUAUCUGUUAGUUUACCAUUCUACUGUCGGCUCAUUAUCUAAAGCCUACAGUUAUGAAGUGGAUCAUGUCUGUGAGCUAAUGAUUUUAACUGAUGGUCCAUUAGUUAACACAUUUGCAAAGUCUGCUAAUUACUUACAUUAUUACAAAUGGUUUUAUUAUUUAAGCUAGUGGUUGAUAUCAGCCAUUCAAGCUUACAAUGUCAGCUGUUGGCUCUUAAUUUUAGCUAACUAUUUCAUCUGUUAGCUUAAAACUUUGAGCUAAUGUUUAAACAGUUAGCUCAAUUAUUUUUGGUAACGUUUUCCAAGUGUUAGCUUAAAACUUUAGCAAAGUUUGAACCACUGGCUCAAUUAUUUUUGCUAACUUUUCAGACUUUUAGCUUAAUACUUUGACCUAAAGUUUCAACAGUUAACCCAAUUUUUUUGUAACUUUUUCCAACUAUUAGCUUAAAACUUCUAGCUAAUUUUUUAACAGUUAGCUCAAUUUUUUCAUUUUGUUAGCUUAAUUAUUCUAGCUUAGGUUUAAACAGUUAGCCCAAUUUGUUUUGCUAACUUUUUCAACUAUUAGCUUAACACUUCUAGCAAAGGUUUAAAAGCUAGCUCAAUUCUUUUUGCAACGUUUUUCAGCUUUGAGCUAAAUAUUUUUAGCUAAUUAUUGAAACAGUUAGCUCAAUUCUUUUUGCUACCAUUUUCAACUAUUAGCUUAAUACUUUUAGCUCAUUUUCUACGGCUAGCUUAAUUCUUUUUGCUGACUUUGACUGUUAACUUUCUAAUCUAGCUACGGUUUUAACAGUUAGCUUAGUUUUGUUUAGCUAACUUGUCUUACAUUGGUUUAUUAGCUUCAGCAAACCACUUUAUGCAGAAAUCUUAAUCAUGUUUUUUCAAAUUUUCAUUCAUUACAUGUAGCUCUAACAGUUGACCUAUGACUUGCAGUUAUUUCUUGCUUGCUUGAUUUAAUGUUUUGAAAUAUUCUCUUUUAGAAAAAAAUAUCAUAAAUUUAAAAAAUUAAAGGAUGAGCUACCUAACAAUCUUGACACUUCCCCUGUACCCCUGGUUGGAUAUCAUUUGAUUAAAUAGACGACACAACCUGUGUCUGGUGUUGAGUUUUUUGAGGUGUAAGCAGGUCAAUUUGGUUAUUUUUUGACAGAGCCAGGUUAGCUGUUUUAGUAAAGUCUGUUGGCUGUAUGAUUAGUUUGAUAGUACCAGUCAGUUUUAAGUGUGGUGUUGAUCCUCUCUCUGGCUAAAAUACAAAAAUUCUCUUCAUUUAAGAAUCGUUAUCAGAAAAGUACUCAGGACGCUUUUUCUAGUGGGUUAAAGAGAAAAUGUAGAAGCCUUGAAGUUUUUAAAGUCUUGUACAACUGGGUCAGGAUCAGGCUACCUCUUUGAGCAACAAGAACAGGUUUCACCAAGGAUUUUUAAAGAUAACACCGAGGUAACUGAAGUACUUAUGCUCAGCUUUGUAAAGCCCCUUUGCUCUUUCUUCCCCCACCAGGGAACCUGUUUGAUGAAACUUUCCAGGAGCUCUACUACAGUCUGUCACCACAGCUUAGACUGAAUUCAAGUAGUUCCUUAUUAAUCCUCAGAUAAAAAUAGACUUCAGGCCAAGCUAACAUAUUUGAGUCAGGCGACAGAAAUAUCAAAACAUUCCAUCUGCAUGACUUUGUAAAGUUCUGCCUUUGUAUAAGUCUGCAUGUUUGUGUACUAGUCUGAUUGUGUCACGUUGAGAGUCUGAAGGGGUUUGUGUUUCUGUAAGGAGUCAGGGCAGAGGGUUUCUGCCUUGCUCUGGUUUCACGUGGGAUAAAGUGGAGUAUCUCCCCCAGACCGGUCCACCAAACUCAGGCAGAAAAAGCUGCCACAAGCCGACCCCAGCUGCCUUCCCUCUCUGCCUCGUUCAUUCAGGAGAUUCUCAUCACUCGGCUGAGGUUGCUUUCUGUGCCAAGGCCCGCUCUUCAAGUCAUCUUCACUGAGAGGACCGGUCUUCUUUGUGUCUCCACCAUCUUUUUAGGCUGUUAUUAACUCUGACACCUACAGUUUGUUGAUUCGACUGAAAAAGAAGUCCCCACUUUAGUGCCACCUGCCUUCUUGUCUCUGUGUUCUCAUAGCGUGGAGAGUCUGGCCAUCACGCUCUGCUUUAACACCACCUGAGCAGCGACAUGCUUCUGACUGUGCUACAGCGCCCCUCUCACCUCCUCACUGAGGUGAUUCACGCUUAGUUUUGGCGAUGUUUGUUUCUCUUUGACGUACUCGUGACCUUCCUACGCCGUGUGAGAGGACUUGAUGUAUGACAGAAAUUUAUUUUUGGUGUUUCUCUUCUUCUGAACAGUAUUUUCUCUGCCUAAUAAAAUAUGUAUUCUGGCUA